AUGAACCCCAACAACCCGCGGAGGGCCCCUAAGCCUGGUGUUGUCAAAUCACCGUUUGCGCAAUCGAACCAGCAAAAAGCCGUCGCGUCGCCGUUCGGGGCUCAGCCCGCCCAGCAAUCUCCAUUUUCCAGAGUCUCAAACAGUGCUUCCCCCUCGAACGUCGCCAAAAACCCAUUCGCCCAACCUACGAACAUUACGAGACAACAACCUUCGACGAAAUUUGUUGGCGCCGGAUCUAAUGUUGCCGCCGCCAUGGAGCAUGCCUCGACGUUGAACAAUUACCAGGAACGCUUUGACAAACUGAAAAUUGAUCAAGUGACACAGCGCGAAAGGGCGAUCAAGGAUGGGCAAAUGGCGGACCCGAAUCAGCCGACUUCUUUGAAUCAGGCUAUCACACCCGUGGGUACCUGCACUAGCAUGUGUCCUGAUUUCGAGAGGGUGGAGCGAAUCGUCCAGAAAGCAGUCGACAAAUGUGAAAAGUAUUACAACCCGUCAACGGACCAGCUCGAAAUCAUGGAAACCAAAAUGGUGAAGCGCUUCCGGCGUGCGGCAGCUGGAAAUGACGAGCAAUUGCCCUCGGAUAUCCGGACACCAAGGACACUUUUACAAACCAUGAACUACCUGAUCCGUUAUGUUAUCAAUGGUGGUGAACCGUUGGCCGUCAUCCACAUGUUUGUCUGGAAUCGGACACGGUCAAUCCGAAACGACUUCUCGGUGCAGCAACUUACACAAGAAGAAGACGUGAAGACAGCCGUCACUUGUCUAGAAAGGAUUGCGCGAUUCCAUAUCGUGUCCCUGCAUCUUCUUUCUAACCCGGCGAACACGGAGCAAUUUGACCGUCACCAGGAGCGUGAGCAGCUCAACAACACCAUGCUCUCUCUCAUGUACUACUACGAUGACAACCGCGAGCGCAUCCACUUCCCUAACGAGGACGAGUUCCGUGCCUACCACAUCUUGUUCUCGAUCCAUGACCAGCGGCCUGACCUGGAAGCCCGUGUUCAGAAAUGGCCAACUGCCCUGCUCGCUUCGCCUCGAGUGCAGGUGGCAUUGGAACUAUUUGCUGCUGCCUGUAAUACAUGGGAGCCUCAAGGUGCUCUGGAUUCUCGUCGACCGAAUGCAAUUGCUCAGGGAUUCUACGCUCGUUUCUUCAACAUCAUCAAUUCCCCGAGUGUGUCAUACCUGAUGGCCUGUGUGGCUGAGGUCUACUUCAACCACAUUCGUCAGACAGCAAUCCGUGCAAUCUGGAAAGCCUACUGCCGGACUCCGCUGUCACAGCAAUCCAAAAACGAUCACUGGACUGUGGAGGAAUUAACUAAGGUGUUACACUUUGAUGAUGACGAGCAGACAAUCGAAUACUGUAAUGCACAAGGGUUACAGUUUGCUGAGAACGCAAGUGGUGGACUCUAUCUCAAUUGGGGUGAUCGACCAGUAGACUCUGUCGACUUUGCGCCUUCAUCUGACCACUCUUUCUCUGAAACAUAUGUGGAGUCAAAGCGCGCAGGACGUAGUCUUGUCGCCAUCAUUCUCGGCAUGAACAUCAGAGAAGCCGCAAGAAUGGGCAUGAUUGAUCGCUCCCAGUUGCCCCAAAAGAGUGAAACUCUGCCUGAGGCAGAGGCAGAAGAUGGGGAUCUCUUCGUGAGUGAUAUUGAUAAUCAGACGCCCGCACCAGUGGUUGAAACACCGAACGCCCUUCUUCAGGACACAUCUGCUUCUGAAUUCCGGGUCGCUUCUGAGUCUCAGGAACCUUUACAACCUCCCCCUGCAGCUUCGCCUUCCCUGUUCCAGUCAAAUCUACCACCAGCCACUUCAAAGCCGCCAAAUCCUUUCGCGCCGGCCUUUCAGCCAUCUAAAAUGGCAUCUCCUCCCUCAAAUCCAUUCACAACUUCGAUCCCCUCCACCACUGUUACGCCCGCAGCGCCAUCUCCUUUCACUUCUUCGCCGAGUCCGUUCUCGUUCCCAAAAGGGCCCGGAAAGACCGACACCUGCGUGACCACUAAUCCUGACACCGCCGACAAGGCAGCUGUUUCGUCAUUUACUCCUGCCGGCCCUUCACCAUCCGCUUUUACCUCUACUUCUUCUUCUUCCCAACGCCAAACUCGAGGCGGAGGCACCUACAACAACUCCCCUGCACCCGCAUUUCCAAAGCCCAGUUUAUUCCCCCCUGCAUCGUCAACUGCAGACAAGCCCGCUUCCAUGUUCCCGAAUGGCCCCGGCUCUGUGCUAUCAACUGGCCCAAGCCCUUUCACUGCGCCGUCUCCAUUCUCCUUCUCCAAGCCAUCGGAGUCAACCCAAAAGACGGAGGCUCCUGCGGUAGCCACACCUGCGCAGUCUACGCUGUUCAAGCCCAGCACUUCGCCUCCUGAGGCGCCGACUGCGGAGAAACCCGCGUCUGCAUUCUCUUCCGGCGCCGGCGCGUUCACUGCGCCGUCUCCAUCCUCCUUCCCCAAGCCAUCAGAGCCAACCCAGAAGACGGAGACACCGGCAACAGUUGCCGCCGCGCCCUCUACGCUGUUCAAGCCAUCACCUCCUGCAUCGUUGGCUGAAUCCAAGAAUCCCUUCGCGUCUUCGGCGUUCUCUGGUGCUAACCCCUUUGGCCAGACGUCCAUGUUUCCAAGGGCAGGCCCUGGGGUGGGCAAACCUGCUGCAGAUGUUUCUGCACAGUCUACGAUGUUCAAGACCGACACCAAAACACAGCAAUCAUCGGUUGCGUCGAACAAUCCUUUUGCACUUCCGAGCACUCCGCUAUCUUUCCCAACUGCUGCUACAUCUGCUGCUCCAUCUCCAUUCCAAGCCGCCAAGGCCCCAGAGACAGCUGUCAAAGCCAAGGAACCUGCAGCUGCAUUGAGUUCCGGGCAGCCUUCCUCGCCAUUCUCAGUGAACAAUGCAGGAUCUUCGGCUGCAACUCAAUUUCCAGUUCCCGGCUCAGUCUUUGCAGCUCCCAAGCCACCGCAGCCAAGCCACAAAGCGGACAUUCCAGCAACUACAGCGCCCACGCCUGAGCAGCCACUAUUGACUCCAUCCCCGUCAUUGAGUAGUUUACAGUCGCCCAAGCUGAGUGAAACUUCAGUAUUCAGCCAGUCGGCACCUGCACAGGCUCAAAUACCUAGCCCGCCUCCCAUCAACGGCUCCGCUUCGGUUUCGGGCACGCGUCGGUCUGUUUCGCACACCCAAGCGACCGCCCCCUCACCUCCCCGGACUCUCUUUGAAGCACUUCGACAGCCUAAGAUAUUCGACGCCACAUCCAGUACAUACUCGCCUGAAGCGGCAACUACUCAGCCGUCAGCGCCCUUGUUCCAAGGCCCAGAACCCUCAGUGGCUCCUGGACAUCAAGCGUCAUUGAAACGACAACAUGAGGCCACCGAUGCAGAAGCACCCCUUCAGCACAAGAGGCGCUCCUCACUGAAAGGAAAAUCUCCUGCUGCAGUGCCCGAUGGAUCAUUCAAAAGGUCCGUUCAUUUCGAAGAGGAAGAGCCUCUGCCACAGGACUCGGAAGUGUCUUCGGCGCGCAAGAAGUCUAAAGUCCUCAAAAAGAAGCGAGUGUCGGAUGAGCAAACUGAGCCCCAGCUGGAGGAAGAGGGCCCAAGUACUAAGGCGCCCAAGGUUUCCACAGCGGAAGAACAUGUCCCUUUCAAUUUCUCCGUCUACAAAGCGGAAAACCGGCCCAUACCGAAGCUCCCGAUCUUGGAAAAGCUGGAAGAAAAGCUUGCACGAGCCAAGGCCUUGUGCGAGCCGAAGGCCCUGACCGAGGAACAACUCCAGUACAUUGAAGAAGCUCGACUGAAACGGGCUCGCCAAGUCGAUGAGGACGAGAUUGCCCUCUCACGAGCACGGAUCUUGGCCGAGAAGUUGAGGACGGGCCCUGGAAUCUUCGACGGUUGGACCGGAAGAAUCCGAGAGCCAUGGCACGACCCAAACUGGAAUCCCAUUGCCCGGAUCGUGGAAAAGUAUCAAGCCCGAAAUAUUCCCCAACCAAAUUCCUAUGUACCCCCGCGUCUGACACUCAAUCGCACUGCCAGAGGAUACGAGGUCGCUUAUGCUCCUGAUACACCGGACCGACCUAUGUCCCGAACCGAACAGCGUAUUCGACGAACUGGUGCUCGUGGACUUGCGCAUGUGCCUCUGGACUUCGAACGUCAUAGGCGAGAGAAAGAGGAGAUGGCUAAGAGUGAAGUAAAAGAAACGGGGUUAAAAAAAUCAAAAGAAUAG
This is a messenger RNA of Penicillium mononematosum, 4206 nucleotides long. RefSeq lists its product as uncharacterized. Bases 1 to 4206 code for a protein of 1401 amino acids. Lineage: Eukaryota; Fungi; Ascomycota; Eurotiomycetes; Eurotiales; Aspergillaceae. The record is from RefSeq and is a predicted model, not a curated record. Gene Ontology annotation, cellular component: transcription export complex 2; cytoplasm; nucleus. The transcript has 6 exons. Gene Ontology annotation, biological process: mRNA export from nucleus.